Molecule: messenger RNA, 1290 nt
Organism: Micropterus dolomieu (smallmouth bass)
Lineage: Eukaryota; Metazoa; Chordata; Actinopteri; Centrarchiformes; Centrarchidae
Gene: irx7
Product: iroquois homeobox 7
Exons: 2
Coding region: 36-1019 (327 amino acids)
Biological process (GO): regulation of transcription by RNA polymerase II; cell development; neuron differentiation
Cellular component (GO): nucleus
Molecular function (GO): DNA-binding transcription factor activity, RNA polymerase II-specific; RNA polymerase II cis-regulatory region sequence-specific DNA binding
Source: RefSeq, a predicted model, not a curated record
GCAACUCAAACUCGAAUAGCUGGGACGCAGGAAAGAUGCCCGCAUCGCAAACUGGAUUUGGUAACUUCUUCUUGGAGAGGAACAUCAGCAUGCCGACUGGAUAUCAGAUUCCGGUGCUGGGAUGCCCACCGGGUGUGCAACAGCAGCAUCUGGCAGCAAUGGCAGCUGGGGUUCCCAUAACAUACUCAGGACUACAAGGAUACAACUUUAUCCCAUAUCCACACCACAGGCACAUAACACACAUGAACAACGGUUUCGACUUGAAGGCCGCUUCUCCCUACCAUCACGCGCUCCUAGCUCGCGGGGGAGCUUUCUACCCGCCGUACCGUCCCGGAGUAGCCGAGGAUCCAAGCAGAGUCGCCAAGGUGGCCACUCGGGAGAGCACCGGGGCGCUGAAGGCCUGGCUGAACGAGCACCUGAAGAACCCUUACCCGACCAAGGGCGAGAAAAUCAUGCUCGCCAUCAUCACUAAAAUGAGCCUCACGCAGGUGUCCACCUGGUUCGCUAACGCAAGGCGACGCCUGAAGAAGGAGAACAGGGUCAGCUGGGCGUCUAAGGGGAAAUCAGAUGAGGAGGAUGAGGAUCAUGAGGGAGAGAGCGACGAUGACGACACCUCUCUGCAAAAAUGUAAUUUGGAUGAGCGAGACGAGCAAGAGUCCCAAACUGACCGCGCAGACACAGACGAGCAGAUCGAGGGCGCGUUGGACAGCUCAGCACCCGUCGACGCGCGUUUGGAGAUCCCGCAGCAGCCAAGCAGCGAGCACGAAGAUGGAGACCUUGCACUUGUCAAGAAAGUUGAAAAGAGUAACUCUGGUCACACGCCCUCAGCUUUGGAAAGUAAAGAAAACACUGCCAGUCAGAAACCCAAAAUCUGGUCUUUAGCGGAGACCGCCACCUCAGACACUGUGAAGAAACCUCUGGACAAUAUUUACCACCCGGCCGGAAAACUGUGGGAUGAAUGGGCUACAAGAAACGCACUGUUUGUUCCGUCACGUUACACUACCCAUGAAAUUGUCUAAGCGGGUUUUAGACACAAUAGUUAUAAACUUUUUCCGCAUCUUUUGCACUUUAAACUUUCAAACCUCAGGGAUUGUAUCCUGAAGUUUGCAGUGAUAUGAAAAUGUGUUGUGAGACCAAAGACAAAAAUGUUAGCUAUUGUAAAUAAAUGUAGAUGUAUUUUUUCCAACACCAACCUGUAAAUUAUGUGUUUCCUUUGUCUAAUCAUGAAGAAAUAUUUUUGCUUAAAUAAAGUUCAGCUUCCAGCGAAACUCUGACGUGUUUUACUGGUUG